This is a messenger RNA of Salvelinus namaycush (lake trout), 5546 nucleotides long. Its product is annotated as ATP-dependent RNA helicase TDRD9-like. The record is from RefSeq and is a predicted model, not a curated record. Gene Ontology annotation, cellular component: intracellular anatomical structure. Gene Ontology annotation, molecular function: RNA binding; ATP binding. NCBI's taxonomy places the organism in Eukaryota, Metazoa, Chordata, Actinopteri, Salmoniformes, Salmonidae.
AUGACCGUGCGUGUGCUUAGCCGCAUCACCAUUGAACACAGACCCAACGGAAGCGGAGUCCACAAAAUAGUAAACAUUAAGAAAGCAAUAACUGCAGAACAGAUAACAGAAUGGUUUACAUUGGGCACCCAAUUUGCUAACAUUAGAAUCACAGAUGAACCUCCAAAAAAAGUAAAGUCGGAGGAGUCAUCAAGACCGAGGCGCUCCCUCUCCUCCACGUGCCACAGCAGCUCCCUGAUCAGUGUGCAGCUGGGUGUGCCUCCACCCCCAUUGGCCAGUUAUGACUACCCCAGCUUGCCCAUCACAAAGAAUAGACAGGAGCUCAUCUCUCUGAUCGAGAACAACUCUGUGGUGAUCAUUCGUGGAGCCACAUGCAGUGGGAAAACUACCCAGCUGCCCCAGUUCAUCCUGGACUACUACAGCGAGAAGAAUGCCCCCUGUAACCUCAUGGUCACCCAGCCUCGCAAAAUAGGCGCCAGCAGCAUUGCCCGAUGGGUUGCCAGAGAGCGCAAGUGCAGCCUGGGUAGUCUGGUGGGAUACCAGGUGGGCCUAGAGAAGAUGGCCACUGAACACACCAGACUUAUCUACAUGACCACUGGGGUGCUGCUGCAGAAACUGGUCGGAGCCAAGAGCCUGACUGAGUACUCCCACAUCUUCAUAGAUGAGGUCCAUGAGCGGACGGAGGAGUUGGACUUUCUCCUGUUGGUUGUGAGGAAGCUCCUCCAUUCCAACUCUCGUUACAUCAAGGUCAUCCUCAUGUCAGCCACCAUCAACUGCAGGGAGUUUGCAGAGUACUUUGGCACGCCUAUCCGCAGCCAGAUGAACCCAGCCUAUGUGUUUGAGGUGGAGGGGGCUCCCUACGCCAUCGAGGAAUUCUACCUGGAUGACGUCUGCAGCCUGAUUCCUUACAGGGUGGAUACCCACCAUCCAGAUGAACCUUACAUCACUGUGGAGAUGUACAACGUGGCUGUCAGCCUUAUCCAGAGCUUUGACGAGCUGGAGGCCAAAGAUCAGAGCAGGACUGAGCGGGAGGGAGGCCUUUCUCUGCCAGACCGAGGCAGUGUGCUGGUGUUCCUUCCUGGUCUGGGUGAGAUCCACUACAUGCAAGAGGCCUUGUCUAAGCUGGUGCGCAAGAGACUGCAGGUGUACCCUCUCCACUCCUCUGUCACUCUGGAGGAGCAGAACGGGGUGUUUCUGGUGCCUGUCCCAGGGUACAGGAAGAUCAUCCUCUCCACCAACAUUGCAGAGAGCUCUGUUACAGUCCCAGAUGUCAAAUAUGUGAUUGAUUUCUGUCUGGCGCGUCACAUGGUCUGUGACAAAGAGACCAGUUACCAGUCCCUCCGCCUCACCUGGGCCUCCAAGACCAACUGCAACCAGCGCAGAGGCAGGGCUGGGCGAGUUAAGGGCUACUGUUACCGGCUGGUGACCAAGGAGUUCUGGAGGAAUGAGAUCCCAGACUAUGUGGUUCCUGAGUUGGUGCGUGCCCCCCUGGCCAACAUCAUGCUGAAGGUGAAGCUACUGGACAUGGGUAACCCCCGCUCCCUCCUCUCCACUGCCCUCUCACCCCCCAACCUCAACGACAUCGAGAGGACUGUGCUCCAGCUCAAAGAGAUGGGCGCACUGUCCCUGGGGAACAAUGGGCAGGGCCAGAAGCGUUUUGAUGGAGAGCUGACGUUCCUGGGUCGGAUGCUGGCUCACCUGCCUGUGGACCUGCACCUGGGGAAGAUGAUCGUACUCGGACAUGUCUUUGGCUGUCUGGAGGAGUGCCUCAUCAUAGGUCAGAGCAAGCUGUCCUUUGCACACGGUGUGCCGAGUGAUUCCAUUGCUUUUGUCAACGCAUUCAAGGCUUGGCACACGUCCAGAAACAAGGGAGAGUUGAGGCACCCAAAGGAUGCGCUGGAGUGGGGCAAGGAGAACUGCAUCCAGAUCAAGAGGAUAAGAGAGGUGGCCGAGCUCUAUGAGGACCUGAAGAAGAGGGCGUCCCAGUUCAACAUGCACGUGAUUGAGAACCCAUUGCCCAUGGACUACUCCAGCCUCCACAAGCAGAGAUUCAUCUUGCAGGUGGUUAUCGCUGGUGCCUACUACCCCAACUACUUUGCCCAAGGGGAAAUGGAUGAAGAGCUGGCCUCCAAAGACCUGUCUGGCCAUGAUCCCAAAACAACAGUGCUGGUGAGGAACCUGCCCCCCUAUAGUUUCCUGUACUAUAAGCAGCUGCAGUCCCUGUUCCGCCAGUGUGGCCAGGUCAAGUCCAUAGCCUUUGAUGGAUCCAGAGGGCAUGUGGAGUUCUACCAGACGACUACCCGGGGGUCGGGGGUCCUCCCUGAGGUGUCACUGGCCCUCCUCCUGGCCCACCAGAGGCAUCCUCUGGACCUGUUUGUGCACCCCAGUGACGAGGUGGAGGCCCGCGCUGGGAGCAGAACCGUCUGCCACAUGAGAUGCGCUCGGGUGAAUGUGGACUUCAGGACAACUGUCUACCCAGUGGAGGUGCUGAGCAGUACCAUCGACCCAAACAAGCUGCCUUCCAACCCCAUCUUCGUGGUCAACAUCACAGAAGUGGUGGAGGUGGGCCACUUCUGGGGCUUCCAGGCAGGCGAGGCCAGCAUGGAGAAGCAGUGCUAUCUGACAGCUGAGAUUAAUUCUCGUGAACUGUGUCCAGUUCCUGUCUCCCUCUACCCCAACCUACUGUGCCUGGCACCUUUCUCUGAGGGCGACGAGCAGGGCCUCUACUACCGUGCCAAGGUCCUGCACGUCCGCGGCAGCUCUGUGGAGGUGUUCUUUUUGGACUACGGAAACACCACCCUGGUGUCAUGCAGCUGUCUGAGGGAGCUACCUGCUGAUAUCAUGGCCCACCCAUUGCAGGCACAGGAGUUUUGUAUCUCGGGGAUGCAUCCAUCUGCCCAGUCCAUGAUCCUGGGGGACCAGUGGAGCAGCCGCGCACGCAACCUCUUCAUAACACUAGUGAACGGCCGCUCACUCAUCGUCUCCCUGUUCUCUAUCCUGCACGGCAUCAUGCACGUGGAGCUGCUCAUCAACACCGACACGGUCACCUCCAGUGUGGCUGAUAUCAUGAUACAGGAGGGACACGCCGUUAAGGCCGAAGAGAGCUUUGAGUCCAAGCAGAGCCACGAGGUGCUGGUGUCUCUGUAGAAAGACUUGCAGGACGGAACCUUCACCCCCAACGCUACCAGCAGCUCCUGGAAGACCAACAAGGAGAAAGAGAAGCAGCUCAUCGACAGCCUGCUCCAGUCCUUCUCCAAGACCAGACGGUCCUUUCUGAAGAGCAAGGUUCCUGUGCAUGGCCCAUCCAGCCCUCACAAAGUCAACUUCCACAGCUUUUGCAAUGUCAGCCACUACAGGUCGGUGCGCAUAGAAAAGGACAGCAUCAACUCAGUGGCGUUGAAUGACAGUCCUCAGGACAGCCAUCAGAGGAUGCUGGUGGCUGGCGGAGUGUCUGUCAGUGCCACAGGCGCAUGCAUUCUACUGAAGGAGACUACGCUGAUGCCUCACAUCCACGGCCUGCCUGCUCUCAUCACCAUGCUCUUCAGCCCUGUCAUAGAGCUACGCACCAACGAGGAAAGGACCAGCUACACUGGCGCCCUCUGUGAUCUAGGGUGGAACGUCCAGUCUCAGGAGGCUGUCCUGCCUGAACAUGACAUAGAGCUCGCCUUUGAUGUCAAAUUCAAUGUAGAGGACAUCACAGAGAUCAAUGCGUUGCGUGGUGCCAUCAACCGUCUGGUGUGUGAGGGGCCCAACGGUCCUCUGCACCUGGGGCCUGACAGGAUCAACAGCCUGCAGAAGGACUGUUGCGAAUGCCUCGUCAGGUUAUUUACCAAGUCACCCCCUCGGGAAGACCUCGUUCCUGUGUACUAUGAGGAACCAAAUAAAUGGAACCAGGUGGAUCCCAGUCAGAAGAUGGAGAUUGUCCAGAAGGAAGAUGGAAAGAACAAAGGUGUCCUGUUCCAGCUACACCCUGUCACACUGCUCAACAUGUGAGGCCAUUCUAAAGCAGCAACCAGAAGCACAGCAUGCUGUUGUUUUCACCUUGACUACCAUUAUUUAUGUUUUACAAGAUUUUCUUAUGGAACCCUCAGGGAGGACAUUCUCUUUUGAUAAUUGUGGUAUUUAUUUGGAUCAUUUUUGCACAUGGUCCUGCCAUGCUUCUCAUGUCCUGAGUUUUUCUUCAGCUUUACUAUUGCGUGUUAGGUGUUUGGAAAGUAUAACUUUCUAAUUUUAGGAUAUAAAUCAUUGAUAUUCAAGGAAUGGAACUCCUUUUCUUUUGUAUAAAUUAAUCGACUUAAAGUCAAGGUAUGGUGCUAGCUUUAGUUUAGUGACCUGACAGCCAAGUUAAAUUUGUCACCUCAGCAUACACGCAACAGGAAAGGGCCUUCUGUGCCAGAAGGUAUCUAUGUUUGUUCAUAGAAUGUUAUUUCAAAUCACUUUGGAUAUUUAUCCAGUGUUGUAUGCACUCUGUACCAUUACGAAACAUCUCGUAUGUCCUAAUAUUUCUAACUCAAGACGAGACUGCUCUCGUCAACUUCUUUUUUGUCUUGGACCCUAUUUUUAGUAAUGCAUCUGAAAAAUGAUAACAUUAUACAUCAAGGAACAUUUAUUUGUCUUCUGUAAUUAAAUACAUACUGUAAGUGCAAAUAGUUAGACCAGGGUCUAAGAACUACAUUGAGUAUAGGUGAACAUAGUACAAAGUUGGACAGUUAAUUCAAACAAGCUAAAUAUCAUCAGAUACUCCUUGUCUUCAUAGUAGUUGACCAACAGUACCUAAAACAUGAUAUUGUGUGUAGUUAUGCAAAAAAAAACUACAAUUACCACAUCAAAUGAUUUCGUGCUUGAAAACAAAGGAAAUCAUUGAUAUUUAUUGACUAUAUAUAUAUAUACUGAGAGAAGCCCCACCAGCUAACUCAGAAACAUGAAGCAGUAUUUAACAUUGGCAGCAGAGCAUUUCUGUAGGCAUAUCGCUUUUUUUGUGCCAAACCUUAGUUUGUUGUAAGCACUGAAGGAAAAUAAAAACUAGUGUGAAAACUGCACGAAAGAUACAAAAUAAUAUUUACUCAAGGCUUGACUUCAUGCGCUUAAUAACAAGCAACACAAAAAUACAUUUUCUUCCAAAUUGUGUACUUGUCUACCUAGACUUAUCUUGAACAUGGGUGAUUGACUGUGUGUGUGUUAACCAUUCUAGACAGUUUUGGGGUCAAGGCUUCUCCAGUGGUUGGUUUUAGAGAACACCUUCUAGAUGACAUAGUACUACCCCCAGAUAAUGACAAGGCUAUCCAACAAUGAUCAAGCUGUCUGCCACUGAGUCUGAGCUGGACUCCACUGUUAGCAAGACGCAGGUCUACUCUUCCUUUCGCUUGGCCCCAGGGAUCUUCGCCUGGAUCCUGUCAAGACAAAACAUGGAGGUCAUCACUCUGAUACAGUGUUAAACUUUUCUAGUUUGUAUCAAUAUGAACAUCAUUCCAAUCUAUUUUAUAGUGGGAUGUUCCAGGGACUAGUGUGAUUAUUCUCGAGUAAAAAAGGUCAUAACUACUACUCAC